AUGGAUACGGGCGGAUGGAGAGAAGAAAGUUACGAUGAGGGAACGGCCGGUGGCUGGGGCGAGGCAUCGUUCGUGGAUGGUGACGAAGGCCGAAUCAGUGGAGAGCGUUCGGAGAAGUUCCCAUUUCCGACUUCGGUGAAAGAUCUCAGUCGUUUGCCGAGCAGUGCCGAGAAAAUCACAGUUGGAAAAUUCUCGUUCACUAUGUUACGGACUGUUGGGCAGCUGAAAGCGGUUGUGCAGGCAGAUCGAGGGCAAACUGUGGAAUAUACACUGGCCGAUUUCCACGAUCCGGACGUUGAAUUCCUCGUCAUUCAUUAUAAAGGCGUGGUAGCAAACGGUUUUGCAAAUUCGGAAGUUUUCAGCGAAGGAGUUGAUCUGUCCGUGGUUGGAAAGUUGCGGAGUUUCAGUGAUCGACUCUGUAUUGUUGCUUUUGAUGUGAGCUUACUUUUUAGAAUAAUUUCAAAUAAAAAAUUUUGA
Messenger RNA from Gongylonema pulchrum, 477 nucleotides. Lineage: Eukaryota; Metazoa; Nematoda; Chromadorea; Rhabditida; Gongylonematidae. The record is from the annotation of a GenBank genome assembly.